Messenger RNA from Oncorhynchus nerka (sockeye salmon), 4014 nucleotides. RefSeq names its product zinc finger protein 185 with LIM domain (gene znf185). The record is from RefSeq and is a predicted model, not a curated record. NCBI's taxonomy places the organism in Eukaryota, Metazoa, Chordata, Actinopteri, Salmoniformes, Salmonidae. The coding region runs from base 381 to 2951 and encodes 856 amino acids. The transcript has 24 exons.
UCAGCUUGUCACAGAGAAAACACUUUCCCUCGCUCAGUUCACACACACACACCCGUCAGUCUACACACCUGUCUGUCUUUACCUAUACUCUCAGCUGCUCUCACUCUACCUGUGUGGGAUUCUCUAUCGUUUGGGAGACCCGUCUGUGGAUACAGUACCCAGUGAAAGUAGGGAGCUAGGAAUCACAGGAACCAGACUGGGAGCCACUUAGAGGAAUCACAGGAACCAGACUGGGAGCCAGUUAGAGGAAUCACAGGAACCAGAUUGGGAGCCGGUUAGAGGAAUCACAGGAACCAGAUUGGGAGCCAGUUAGAGGAAUCACAGGAACCAGAUUGGGAGCCAGUGGAGGAAUCACAGGAACCAGAUUACAACCACCUACUAUGUCAAAAGAGGGGGAAAGAGCAUCAGUGUUGAAGACCACUAAGGUUCGGACCAAGCUGAAAGGAGAUGGCAGCUGGAUGCAGAGACUCGGUGAACCCCAGUCUGAAACAGAGGAGGAGAAACCAUGGAUAGCAGAAGUCAGAGUGAAUCGACUGAAUGGAGCCCCUAUAGACACCAGCCCAGUGGCCUCUCCCACCUCCAAGACCACUCCCUCCACCACCAGACCUGCAGAAGACGGAACACCGUCUCCAGGAUACCUUAUCAGAGGGAUUUUCACCAAGACAGACACCAAGCCUGCUGCCACCUCAUCUACAUUCAAUAGCUUGAGUGUGUCAACAUCCAGCUUCACCAAGAGGCCUUCAGAGAGCUACAAGAGAAUAGCUCCUCACACAGUGCGUCCCACCUCAAACCUCCCAGUUCAAACUGAGGACCAGCUUUCCCCAGAGGAGAAGGAGAAACGGGAGGAAGCAGCCAUGGAUGUGCUCAGGACUUCUUCAGCCCGACAACGCUCCUACGUCCUCUCAGCUGCCAAGAAAUACGAUUCUACAGAGAAACCACUAGAAACCUCCCUGACCCCAGAUGUUUCAUCUUUUGUGGCUAAAAGGGUGGUGAUCACAGACAAUGACGACUCUGUCUUCACUGAGACUCCCUCUGUCCCCAAAGAACCAGCUGCUCCAUCUGUGAAAGACGUCUCUCCUGUCUCUGUGAAAGACGUCUCUCCUGUCUCUCUGAAAGACGUCUCUCCUGUCUCUCUGAAAGACGUCUCUCCUGUCUCUCUGAAAGACGUCUCUCCUGUCUCUGUGAAAGAUGUCUCUCCUGUCUCUGUGAAAGCUGUUUCUCCUGUCUCUGCGAAAGACGUCUCUCCUGUCUCUGCGAAAGCUGUCUCUCCUGUCUCCCUGAAAGACGUCUCUCCUGUAUCUGUGAAAGAUGUCUCUUCUGUCUCUGUGAAAGCUGUCUCUCCUGUCUCUGUGAAAGACGUCUCUCCUGUCUCUGUGAAAGCUGUUUCUCCUGUCCCUGUGAAAGCUGUCUCUCCUGUUUCUGUGAAAGACAUCUCUCCUGUCUCUGUGAAAACUGUCUCUCCUGUCUCUGUGAAAACUGUCUCUCCUGUCUCUGUGAAAGCUGUCUCUCCUGUCCCUGUGAAAGACGUCUCUCCUGUUUCCGUGAAAGACGUCUCUCCUGUUUCCGUGAAAGCUGUCUCUCCUGUCUCUGUGAAAGACAUCUCUCCUGUUUCUGUGAAAGACGUUUCUCCUGUUUCUGUGAAAGCUGUCUCUCCUGUCUCUGUGAAAGUUGUCUCUCCUGUUUCUGUGAAAGACAUCUCUCCUGUCUCUGUGAAAACUGUCUCUCCUGUCUCUGUGAAAGACGUCCUCCUUCCAGCCCCCGUCAUAGUUGACACCCCAGCAGUGAUUGGCCCUUAUGAGGGCAUGAAGCCAGGGUGUACCAAAAUGGCUACUCCACUUCCUGAGUUGAAAGUUGAGGUGAUGAAAAAACUGUCCCCAGAGAGUGGUGUCCCGUUGAAAGACGUCCCCCCAGUCCCCUCUGUAUUAGUGUCCCCUGUCCCAUAUAACCCAGUGAAGAAGAAUCCUGCCACAGUGGACACACUGACAGCCCUGUCUGACACACUCAUCUCCUUCGACACAGGUUCAUCCAGAGUGCAUGGUGAGCCGAUCCCUCAGCUCAUGACUGAUGAUCUCCUCUCUCUCAAUAACGGUCUAGAACAGGAGUUGGUAAAGCCCAUCCCUCCCAUCCCAGGAUCUUGGAGUCAGGAGCUUCUCUAUGGAUCAGACAGGCUCAGUUAUGCCGAGUCCGAGGAGGAAGAGGAGGAGCCGAGAGACGAGAAGCCAGAGGACACACACAGAGAUAUUGACAGUCCAACCCCUAGUACUGACUCCAGUGUAAAUGAAAAUGUGUUGGAGGACCUUGAAGACGACGACUUUAUCCCCAUCAACACGAACACAACAAGACAUACGUGGAAGAGGUCCUGGGACGUCAACCCUAUCACUACCACAGACAAGAGUGAGGAGGAGGAGCCUGAGGAGCAGGAUCCACAGGUGUCCCUGGUUACGGUUCAGAAACAGUCAUCUGACAGUGAAUCACCAUGGGAUAGAUGGAGUGCACCAACUGUCUGUAAAGAGAAGAGAGACCCAGAGCCUUCAAUGGACCGUUCUAGCUCCUACUCCAGGACCUUGGACAGUUCUGCCAACCAGAGACCCACGUCACCAGACACCGAGUCCAAGAAGGGUUUUGUGUACCUGAAGGAGUACGUGAACGCUACAGACCUAACCAAGCACAACACCAGAGACAACGUUCCUGACUAUGUAACGUCUAGUUCUACCAGCCAUUCCUACAGCAGCCCCUCUUACACCAGGACUACCACGACGUCUGCCUGUACGUACUGUGGAGAGCAGGUGGGCAACGAUGCCAAGAUCACCAUCGAGCACCUCAACAUCUCCUGCCACCCAGCCUGCUUCAAGUGUGGUGUUUGCAGUAAGCCAAUGGGGGACUUUCUGUACAACAUGUUCCUGCACAAAGGGACAGUCCACUGUGAGAGCUGCUACUCCAACGUCUUGUAGAUUGCUUCUUCCCCUCGUCUCCUCGUCUCUUUUCCUUCAUGGCCACAGAGGUGACAAGACUGGAUGGCUGAUAUAACUGCUCUCUCCUAUCAAGACUUGUCGUCUGCUAACAGACAGGGAACACUGCACCUUUAAUUUGACAGGAAUUUCUGUGUGUCACAUUUUGUUUUCAGACCUUUGUUUGGGUUCUACUGAAUUGAAUGAGGUUAACACUGAAAUACUAUGGGAGUUAUCGUAUGGUUUAGGGUUGGUAAAGAUAAUAAUAUGAUCAUAUUACUGAUAUAGUUUAAUCUUCCGUCCGUUUCAAUGUCCACUUUUUUUUGUUGUUGCCUUUUUCUCCUUAAAGGCUCAGUGCAGUCAAAAACAUGAUUUCCUGUGUUUUAUAUUUCCACACUAUGAGGUUGGAAAAAUACUGUGAAAUUGUGAAAAUUAUGAUAAUUCCCUUUUAGUGUAAGGGCUGUUUGAAAAGACCUGUUCUGGUGGGAUGGAGUUUAGGACUGUCUGGUGACGUCAACAGGCUGUAUACGUUAAUAGACCAAUAACAAAUAGAGUUUCAAACCUCUCUGCGAAUAACAGCUAGUUUUCAUGUGAGAUAUCCCUCCCAUUAGGCUCGCCCAGUUAGGACUCAGACCAGUCCCAGACAGUCCGAGCUAAAUUCUUGCUUGAGAAAUUGCUCUUUGCUAAGAAGCAAUUUUUAUUUUAUUUUAGACCAUCUUGAUUGAAAACAAUCACAGUAAGAUACUUAAAAUUGUUACCCAGAAAUGGUUUGGUAUUGAGAUAAAAAUGGCUGCAUUGUGCCUUUAAUGUUGUAACUUGGUGAAUGUAUUGUGAAAUAUGAAGAUACUGUAUGUAGAAGUCUCUAAAUAUUAUAACGUAAUGACAAGAUUUAACUAGGAACUGGAUAUGUAGAUUGGCAGUUGGGUACAAUUUUCUACUUUCAGUCUUGACUAUGCAAAGAAAAUAACUACAGAUUUUCGAUCAAAUUUUUAUUUUUUAAAUUGUUUUUGACGCUUUGACUCAGAAAAACAAUAAAAUUGAUUUAUAUAAACAUGAUAAAUAUAGA